AUGGUUUCCACUCAGGCCGAAGCCGCUUUCAAAGCCGAAUUGGAAAAGACGGCUUACGAAAAGUGAGUAAACUCUUGGGGAACUCUUACCAAACACUGAUGUAAAUUUGCAUGAAACCGUUUUGUGGGAGAGGGAACUAUGAAAAUAAUUAGUUUUGUGGAGUGUGAGUGCCGUGAGUGGUUGUGACGAAACAAAAGAAAUGAAGGCUUGCUGCAAGGGAUGUCAUGAAUUCAGGUGUUGUUGUAGAUGUGGCUCGAAUAAAAUAUUUUUUUAGACAGGAGCAGAAGAAUGAGUAUCUCCAUGCCGCCACCAACCUGGAGCAUCUUUGCCAUCUCAAUAUCCGAGAGCCCCCUCACUCCGUCAGGAAGACCGGGAUCAUCUGCACCAUUGGUCCCGCUUGCCGUUCCGUGGACAUGCUACAGAAGAUGAUUGUGAAUGGGAUGAACAUCGCUCGAAUGAAUUUCUCUCAUGGGUCUCAUGAAUAUCAUGCCGAGACUAUCAAGAAUGUCCGUGAAGCCGCCAAGACCUUCACUGAGGAGAGAAUUAUCGCAAUCGCUCUGGAUACCAAGGGUCCUGAAAUCAGAACUGGACUUCUGAUUGGCGGUGGAUCUGCGGAAAUCGAGUUGGUUAAGAAUUCCAGCAUUAGAUUGACCACCGACAAGAAGUUUGAGGAGACUGGGACUGCCUCUAACCUCUUUGUCGACUAUGUCAACAUCACCAAGGUCUGCCAAGUUGGAUCCAAAGUCUUCAUCGACGAUGGGUUGAUCUCCCUGAUCGUCAACGAAGUCAGUAAGUAAUUCUUUUUGAGGAUUUAAGCUUUUCUAAAAUUUAGGUGAAGAUGCUUUGGUAUGUACGGUAGAGAACGGCGGAAUGUUGGGAUCUAGAAAGGGAGUUAACCUUCCCGGGACACCCGUUGACCUCCCUGCUGUCUCGGAGAAAGACAUCAAGGAUUUGAAAUUCGGCGUGGAACAAGGGGUGGACAUGAUCUUCGCCUCUUUCAUCAGGAAUGCUGAUGGUGUUAGAACUAUCCGCAAGAUCCUCGGAGAAGAAGGAAAGAAGAUUAAGAUCAUCUCUAAGAUCGAGAACCAAGAGGGAGUAGACAAUGUAGAUGAGAUCAUUGCCGCUUCUGAUGGUGUCAUGGUCGCUCGAGGAGAUCUUGGAAUUGAAAUUCCUGCUGAAAAAGUAUUCUUGGCCCAGAAAAUGAUGAUCAGCAAGUGUAAUCGCGCUGGGAAAUCGGUGAUUUGCGCUACACAGAUGUUGGAAUCCAUGGUCCACAAGCCUCGCCCAACUCGUGCCGAAGGUUCUGAUGUUGCUAACGCCGUUUUGGAUGGAGCUGAUUGUGUUAUGCUGAGUGGGGAAACCGCCAAGGGUGAAUAUCCAUUGGAGGCCCUCAAGAUUAUGCAUUAUGUAUGUUUAGUACUAAAUUUUUGAAAUAUUUUUUAUUACCUUGCGUUUACCCAUUGCUUUUAGAUCUGCAAAGAAGCCGAGUCUGCUGUCUUCCACAUCAAGUUCGUUGAGGAGCUGACCCGUCUGACCCCCAGACCCACUGACAGUUCCCACACCAUCGCGAUUGCUGCCACUUCUGCUGCAUCAGCAUGCCAUGCCAGCGCAAUCGUUCUUUUGACUACUAGUGGAAGGUGAGAAUUAAAUUUGGGGUGUUUAGUAACCGUCUUGCUUUUCAGAUCCGCGGAAUUAUGUUCUCGCUUCAAGCCCCAAGUCCCGAUCAUUGCAGUCUCAAGAAACGCCCAGACCGCGCGCCAACUCCAUCUCUACCGCGCCGUUUUCCCAUUGUUCUACAGCAAAGAGAGAAUCCCAGAAUGGGCUGCUGAUGUUGACGCUCGUAUCAAUUAUGGUAUCUCUAUUGGCCAAGAAAGAGGAUUCGUUCACAAGGGAGAUCCAAUCGUGGUGAUCACUGGUUGGAAGGAGGGCUCCGGCUACACCAACACUGUUCGCAUCAUCACCGCCCCUUAG
This is a messenger RNA of Bursaphelenchus xylophilus (pine wood nematode), 1971 nucleotides long. The record is from the annotation of a GenBank genome assembly. Lineage: Eukaryota; Metazoa; Nematoda; Chromadorea; Rhabditida; Aphelenchoididae.